AUGCUGCAGAAUAUGUACUUGAGAGGCUGGCGGGUCAACUCCACCAUCAAAGCUCAUGAUACAAGACAAUUUCUGGUUGCGGAGGUCCACUAUGUAAAAGAAGUCAAAAAAGGAAAGGAAAGGAAGAUUGUCAGAAAGCAAAGGGAGAAGAGAGUUGGGCUCAAGGACGUGCGUCAGAAAUCACAUGCAAAACUUGUGAAUCACCAUUGCAUUCAGACAACAGACCAAGUGACUCGCUGCUCUAUUGUACUCCUUGAGGCAAAAGCUACUUCAGUGGCUUGUGAUGGCUACAAUACAGCCACAGGAACAUCUCCAAACGCCAGUCUUGACAAUGAUUACACCAACCUGACUCAAAUAUCGAGUACAAAUACGACUCACAGCGACCAAACGAUUCUCCCUACGACUCCUGUAACUCUUCCUGCAGAUAUGGAAGAUACGCGCAACAUGCAUACACCAGCCAGUCCAAAGACAAAGUCUCGGUCUCGAGCAUCAUCUACUUCACAACGAGCACGACAUACCCGCUCAACCUCAUCCAGUACAGCAGGACAUUCUUCAUCGGGGCGACGUCCAACGCAUAGUCGUCGAACAACCUCGCAGAGUCUUCAGCAACAGCCACCACCCAGUCUGCAAUCACGCGGAAGUAUGAAUGGGAGCAUGUCACCGCAGCGCCGCGAGCAACUCAUCGCCUUGCAUCGAGAGAGUUGUCGCCUGUUCCAAGAUCCUAGUACACCGGUUGAUACACUCAUACGAUCAGAUACACGCUCAACGGCAAUAAUAUCACCGGGAGCAUCACCGACCCUGCAAUCUCAACGUUCGCAUUCAUUCCCCCUGGGAUACGACCACGACAUUUCCGACGAAGAUCUCCUUCCCUCUCCUAGGCAUCUUAAUCGUACCAACACGGACAAAAUUACCCCAACCCCAGAUCUACCUCCUCAGCAGGUAAUGAUACCGCCGACAGUAACAGAAUGGACGUCCCCCAGCACCCGUCGUCGCGAAUACGAAAAAAUCGAUCGCAACAAUCGAGGGUUUCGACGGAUAUGGCGUCGCUGGACGCCUAGUUGUAUGCACUCCACGGAUGGACGGGUUCCAUUUUAUGAGGAGGCGCCGAACGGUAAGAAUUAUGAGGGAAGUGUGAGGAGAUUUCGGAUGGAUAUUCCUGAUGAUGUCGACGACGGUGAAGUCGUCGAUCAAAAGAAUGAGAAAGGGGCGGAGAUAAAUUCUACAAAGGGAAUGACGGCAGGACCAAAACUUGAGAAGGGGAGAUGGUCUUGUUUUUGA
Talaromyces stipitatus ATCC 10500 is the source of this 1278-nucleotide messenger RNA. RefSeq lists its product as uncharacterized. Lineage: Eukaryota; Fungi; Ascomycota; Eurotiomycetes; Eurotiales; Trichocomaceae. The transcript has 3 exons. Bases 1 to 1278 code for a protein of 425 amino acids. The record is from RefSeq and is a predicted model, not a curated record.